Molecule: messenger RNA, 6715 nt
Organism: Xiphias gladius (swordfish)
Lineage: Eukaryota; Metazoa; Chordata; Actinopteri; Istiophoriformes; Xiphiidae
Product: zinc finger protein 236-like
Exons: 32
Coding region: 183-5702 (1839 amino acids)
Biological process (GO): regulation of transcription by RNA polymerase II
Cellular component (GO): nucleus
Molecular function (GO): DNA-binding transcription factor activity, RNA polymerase II-specific; RNA polymerase II cis-regulatory region sequence-specific DNA binding
Source: RefSeq, a predicted model, not a curated record
AGCAGAACAAGUUGUUGUUUUGGUGUGUACCUGUAAAUGCAUGUACAAUGAACCAAACGGUAGAUGUCUCCCUACUCCGCGUAGCUGUGUGGCUUCACUGGUACGCUGCUGUCUACAGAUGACGGAGUCGCCAUUUUGAAAAGCAAAUCGUUCACAGCACACCCGCCCUGAGUCCUGGAACUAUGCCGCGGGGCCGGCCUCGCAAACUGAGAGUUAAAAGCAACGACGAAACAGAUGCAGAUCCCAGUGAAACUAAAGCGGAAGGUUUCAGUGAUGGAGAGCUCAAGGACAAGAAGUGCACAAUAUGCUGUCAGAUCUUUACCACAGAGAGCCAGCUGCAGAAGCAUCUCCGUGAACAUGAGGUCAACGAUAAGCCACAUCGAUGUGACCAGUGUCCACAGACAUUUAACGUGGAGUUCAACCUCACCCUCCACAAGUCCACACACACCACCUCUGACUUCACCUGCCCCGUUUGCAAUAAGAAGUUCUCCCGCAUUGCCAGUCUCAAAUCUCAUAUCAUGCUGCACGAGAAGGAGGAGAAUUUGAUUUGUGCAGAGUGUGGAGAUGAGUUUGUUCUCCAGAGCCAGCUCUCUUUGCACUUGGAGGAGCACCGUAAGGAGCUGUCAGGCAUCAAGGUCUACACCUGCAAGACCUGUGACAAGGAGUUCAAGACAUCUGCACACCUCAAGGAGCACACAAAGAGUCACAUCAAGAUGAGACCGCUCACCUCUAGUUCCAGAAACUACAAGAAAAAUAUUGAUCGCAGUGGGUUCACAAACAGCUGCCAUCACUGUGGAAAGGCUUUCAAAAAGCCCAGCCAGCUUGUCAGACACAUACGAAUACACACAGGUGAGAGGCCCUAUAAGUGCACACACUGUGGCAAGGCUUUCAACCAGAAGGUGGUGCUGCAGACUCACAUGGUGAGACACACUGGAGAGAAACCUCACCUCUGCAUGUUCUGCCCAGCUUCCUUCUCCCAGAAGGGGAACCUGCACUCCCAUGUUCAGAGAGUUCAUUCUGAGACUAAAGGGGUACCGCUAUUCCCAUGCAUGGACUGCAGCUGUGUAUUUAAGAAGCUGGGCAGUCUGAAUGCCCACAUAAGCAAGAUGCACAUCUCUGUGAUUGAGGUUCCCUCCAGCACUCCGGAGACAGAGACGACAGGUCAGGGUACAGGGGGAUCAGAAGGUGGCGAGGGGGUGACAGAUGUUAUCCAGCAACUUCUAGAGCUGUCUGAACAGGUCAGCGGGGAGACAGCUCAGCCCCAACCUCCAGAGCCAGCUAUUGCCAUGGAAACUGCUAUCAACCAGGACAUCUUGCAGCAAGCUCUGGAGAACAGUGGGCUGAGUGUGGUCCAACCGCAGGGGGACGCCACAUCCAGAGAAUCACAGAACCAGACCACCGAGAGCACUGCUGUAGAAAGCAAGAGAGUACAAGGUCCAGACAGACCAACCAGGGAAAAGAAAAGGAGCAUUUUCAAGAAACCUAUACAAAUGCCAGGCUCCAUCAGGGAAGAGAAUGGUGUUCGCUGGCAUGGCUGCCCAUACUGCUCCAAAGAGUUCAAGAAACCAAGCGACCUUGUUCGCCACAUCCGCAUCCACACCCACGAGAAGCCUUUCAAGUGCAAACAGUGCUUCAGAGCUUUUGCUGUCAAGAGUACCCUCACAGCACAUAUGAAAACGCACACGGGUAUCAAGGCCUUUGAGUGUCAGUGCUGUCUGAAGUGCUUCUCCACUUCUGGCAGCAUGAAGGUACACAUGCGGCUGCAUACAGGUGUACGUCCUUUCCCCUGCCCUCACUGUGACAAGAUCUUUCGUACAUCAGGCCACAGGAAGACACAUGUUGCUUCACACUUUAAAAGCCUGCAGCAGAAGAAGCACAAAUUUCCAAGGAAAACCAACAAAGCCAAAGUGUCAAAGAGUAAUCUACCUCUGCCUGAUAUCACCCUGCAGGAACCCAUCCUCAUCACUGACUUUGGCCUCAUCCCAUCCCAGAACCCUCGCCUGGCUUUCCAACAGUACCUGGAGGUGGUGGGCAAUGACCGGCCUUAUAAGUGCCAGUUCUGUAGUAAGGCCUAUAAGAAAUCAAGCCAUCUGAAACAGCAUGUCAGGUCUCAUACAGGAGAACGGCCCUACAAGUGUGUGCAGUGCGGUCGGGGUUUUGCCUCCUCUGGAGUGCUCAAAGCUCACAUCAGGACACACUCAGGCCUAAAGGCGUACAAGUGCUUGAUGUGCGACACAACGUUCACCACCAGCGGCAGCCUGCGACGCCACAUGACCACCCACAGUGACCUACGACCUUACAUGUGUCCCUACUGCCAGAAGACCUUCAAGUCAUCACCCAACUGCAGGAAACACAUGAAGACACACAGGUAUGAACUGGCCCAGCAGCUGCAGCCCCAGUCAACAGAAGACCCACUAGGAGCAGGCACUGUGGCCCACGAUAUGCAUGUGGAAAUAGAGGGCGAUUCCCUCCAGCAACCACCUGCCACCUCAGCAGAGCAGCAAAGCAUGCUGGGACUGGGCCAGACCGAGGUCGUGAAUGGAGGUCAACAAGUGACACUGGAGGCACCCCUGAGUGAUCAACCGCUGGUACAAGGAGGAGACUCGUAUGUGACUACCCAACAUGCUUUGCCUCAGAAUAUCAGCCAGUUUGAGACACCAGCCCUUCCUCAGCCUGCCUUUGACCAGCAAGCUCUAACACAAGGGUUUACCAUUCCUGAAUCGAGCUACAAUCAGUCCCAGUUCUCCACCGUCCAGCAACUGCAGGAUUCCAGCACCCUGGAGUCUCAGGCCCUGUCCUCUAGCUAUCACCCCCCGAAUCUGCUCACCGUUCCCAGUGCUGAGGUGACGAAUGGGCUUCUGCAGCAGAGCACUCAGAGUGAGCUUCAGCUGACUGAAACACAGGAUUACCAGGACAACAGUGAGGACAACACCAAGAGAGCCUACAGGUGCACAUGGUGUAAUAAAGGCUUCAAAAAGUCCAGCCAUCUGAAGCAGCACGUGCGCUCCCACACUGGGGAGAAACCAUACAGAUGCUACCUCUGUGGACGAGCCUUUGUGUCAGCCGGAGUGCUCAAGUCCCACCUCAACACACAUACAGGAAUGAAGCCCUUUAAGUGUGAUGUUUGUGACGCCUCAUUCACCACAAAUGGCAGUCUGAACCGCCACAUGAUUAUCCACAUCAAGUCUUUCAAAUGCUCCAUGUGUGAUGAAAGCUUCAGGACCAGCCUGUUGUGUAAAAAGCAUACGAAGAAGGAGCACGCUGUGGAUCAAAUUAUAGGUCUGGAUAAUCGAGACAUUGAGGAAGAGGAGGAAGAAGAGGAAGGCGAGCAAAAGUUAUCAAAGAGGAGGGGUUUGGAAAUCAUCACUUUCACUGAGGAGCAGGCGGCCGAGCUGGCGAAGGAUCCCGGUGAGGAGGCCUCAGUGUCGGAGCGGAUCCUGGCCCAGUCAGCAGCUGAGAGGGAUCGGAUCAGCGAGAUCAAAGACAAGGCUGUGGAGCUGGAGACAGAGCCUAAGUUUGCAAACUGUUGCAGUUACUGCCCCAAGAGCUUUAAGAAGCCCAGUGACCUUGUCAGGCACAUCAGGAUCCAUACAGGAGAAAGACCUUACAAGUGUGAUGAAUGUGGGAAAAGUUUUACAGUGAAAUCUACCCUGGACUGCCAUGUGAAGACACAUACAGGUCAGAAACUGUUCAGCUGUCACAUGUGCAACACCUCUUUCUCUACAAAGGGGAGCUUAAAGGUGCACAUGCGCCUUCACACCGGCUCCAAGCCCUUCAAAUGUCCAUUCUGUGAACUCCGCUUCAGAACGUCAGGCCAUCGCAAAACCCACAUCCAGUGCCACUUCCGGCCAAAUAGCGACAGCCGCAAGGCCAAGCGAUCUGCCUCGUCUACUGGUCAGGCUGGUCAGGGUCAAGACCCAGGGACAGGGCAGGCUGUGGCCCCGGGCCAGGGGCAGCAGGCGGCUGCUUCAGAGGCUCUUCAGCCUGUGGGUCUGCUACAAACACCCAACUCUGACCCCAGCAUUUACCUCCCAGCCAACCAAGUCCUGACAGGGCAGUUUGACCAGAAUCUACUGCAACCGGGACUAGUGGGACAGGCCAUCCUGCCCGCCUCCAUGUCAGCCGCAGGAGACCUGACUGUCUCUCUCCCAGAUGGCCUGACAACACUGGAUGGCAUCCAACUGCAGUUGACACCUGCCAACCUGGUUUGCCCCAAUGUCCAGAUCUCUGGCAUCGAUACCAGUAACAACAUCACACUACAGAUUGACCACGCCCUUCUCCAGCAGACCUUGCAGCAGGGCAGUCUCCUCUCUCAUCCCCUGAACGUUGACACAGGCCUCGUCUCCCACACUGGCAGCCAGCUCAUGUCCACCACUGACCCCUCCGUGUCCGCCAAUGUCGUCAUCCACCCACUAACCAGCCUGGCCCUGCAGCCCUCCACCAUCACACCUGCGCAGGUCACAAUGGCCGGGCUCUCUGACCAGGAUGCUGCAGGUUCUCAGGACCUAAGCCAUGUCAUGACCAGCUCUGGGCUGGUAGCUGGAAGUAGCAGCGGUCAGGAGAUCACACUGACCAUCAACAACUCCAGUCUGACACAAGCCCUAGCCCAGGUACAGGCCCAGGCCUCAGCUGCUGGUUCUAGCACUGCAGCAGGAAAUCCUCAAGAGAUCACCCUCACCAUAUCAGGUCAGGAUCUGCUCCCCCAGCAUAGCAACCCUAAUGGUGCAGAGGUGAACGGCAGCAUCAGGUUGGCAUCACCACUCAAUAGCCAGCCCACCAGUGCAACCUUGACCAUCACCAGUGACCACCUCCUACCUCAGAGCCCUGCCAACACUGGAAUGGCAGUUACCAGCCUGCCACCUAGCACCACCCUGUCACAUACUGCUGCGUCCCAGAGCCUAGUGAUGUCACCAGGAGGCGUGGCCAACGAUGGCAGUGUUACUUUAACCCUCGCUGAUGCACAGGGUAUGCUGGAUGGUGUCACUCUAAACCUCAAUACACAGGGUCAGACAUUUCCUGCAGUGCUGAAUGACUCUGGUCUGCCCGGGCAGCCAGCCAGCUCAGGCCAGCAGGUCAUACUGAUUUCUGGCAAUGGGCAAAAGGGUGGGAAGGACGCCCAGACGGAGGGUGACAGUCGGAACCAGUGUUAUUACUGUAAUCAGGUGUGCCAGAAUGCCAACACACUGCGACGCCACUGCAGGCAAGCUCACGGCAAGGACCGCUGUCACGUCUGCAGUCUCUGUAACAAGGCUUUCAAGCGAGCCACACACCUGAAGGAACAUGAACGGGUGCACCAGCCAGGCCCGUCACCCAGUUCCCAGAAACCCAGAGUCUUCAGUUGCUCCUCCUGCGUGAAGGCCUUCGCUAAGCGCAGCCAGCUAGAAAGACACAACCGUACACACACAGGCGAGCGUCCCUUCAAGUGUAGUCAGUGCGACAAGGCCUUCAACCAGAAGAGCGCUCUGCAGGUCCACAUGGUCAAGCACACUGGAAAGAAGCCCUUCAAGUGUGAGGUGUGCAGCAUCAGGUUCACACAGAAGAGCAACAUGAAACACCACAUGAAGAGAUCCCACGGCUACGGUCAGAUCCAGGAAGUGUCCCUAGGCCAAGAAGAAACAGCACCUCAGGUCGAGGUAACUCCUGAACUUGACCUGGAGGUUGUUCCUGAAUCAUCCGGAGAUUGGCAGAAUGUCUUCCCCUGACCAUAAACCAUGAGUCCCAAGAUUCAAAAAAGCACCGUACAGUGUAACAAGCACUGACUGAGUUUACACCGCAACAACAAAGCUUUGCCAAAUAAAUUGCUCUUCUCCAAAGGGUUAUUUGGUCAGAAAAAGAUUGGAGACAUUUUAGAUUUGCUCCACUGUAUAUUGAGGGCUUUUACCCUGGUAGCAGUCCCCUGCUGUUUGUACAAAUUAGCAGUGAGGUAAGGGGAGUCUGGUUCCCUCUGAUUGGCUUAAUGACUUUUAUCUGUUUUGCUACCGUCUGAUUGUCAUCAAUAUGAUAACCUCCAGAGAGGUUUGGCUCAAUAAACACAGGCAUCCCAGAGAAUUCUCCAGUCAGGAGAUGCAGGUCCCUCUAAUUCUGAGCCAGUUGCAAAGAGAGGAAACUGAACUCUGCGAGAACGCUCCCCAGAGACGAGCGUCUUGUCUCUUUAUUACUGGUCUGUUCACAGGGACGUACGCAGAGCUGCAAACAACUGUACUGCUGUCAUCGCUUCAAAAGCAACUGUGAAACAGCACAUAAAGUAGAAAUCCCUUUUCACUGGUUUACAAAUAAUGUCUUUUUUUACAUUUUUUUUUUUUUUUUACUUAUUUAUACUGUACAUAUUUCGUCUUGAAGUGAAAUGUCAUUUGCAGUUUGUUACAUCUAUGUUUUUCUUAGAAAGCAGCGCCAAACCUGUUUAAAGCUUGCCACUGAGCUGUGAGCACACUGCUCUGGAUUUGAUGCUGUUGGAGCUUUUUUGACUGAACGUGUCAGCAUUGUGUUUCCUGUUGUCGUCCUAUCAUUUAAACUUGCACCGCAGGCAUGGUCUUUACUGUAGUUCACUUUGUAAAUAGUGUAGUUAGAUGGCGUAUAUUUUCUGAUGAACUGCCACAACAUGGGUUGGUUGGAAAGUUGUAAUUUAGGCAUUAUGAUGCAUUUGUUAUGAAGCAAAGCCAAUGUACAGACAAUAAGCUCUUUUUUUCCCCCCUCUUUUUUGCAGUUGUAUUUUCUA